AUGUUGGGCCCUUCAUCCGUCCUGUCUUUGCUCGCGUUGGCUUCUACAGCCUUCAGUGCUCCAAGCGGAAAUAUUGAGAAACGUGCGCCAACUGUCUAUCUCGCUGGAGACUCGACUAUGGCAAAGGCCAGCGGUGGGGCGGGUACCCUUCAAGGCUGGGGUGUCUACCUCCCAUACUCAUUGUCUGUUUCCAUUGUGAACAAAGCUAUCGGCGGCCGCAGUUCUCGCUCCUACACUGUGGAGGGACGCUUCACCGACAUUGUCAACACAGUCAAGGCGAACGACAUCGUCAUUAUUGAGUUCGGGCACAACGACGGCGGUUCAUUGACCCCCACCGACAACGGCCACUCUGUGUGCUCUGGUGCUUCUACCCAGACUUGCCAGUCCACGUACAACGGUGUUGCUACUACCGUGUAUACCUACCCAUUUUACCUGAUCCAGGCCGGUAAGGCACUGAUCGCAAAGGGUGCCAAAGUCAUCAUCAGCAGCCCGACUCCCAACAACCCUUGGGAAUCCGGUACCUUCACCUACAGCGGCAGCCGCUUCGUCGACUACAGUAAGAGCGUCGCUGCUACCCUCGGUUCGGAUGCUUUCUACGUUGACCACGGUGCAUAUGCAGCCGAUGCCUGGAAGACACUAGGCAAGGCAAAGACUGACGCUUACUUCGUCUCCGGCGAUCACACACAUACCCUUCCUAUCGGUGCUGAUGUCGUUGCUAAGUCUUUCGUCAAGGGUUUGCAGUGUGCUGGAGGUGGUUUCCUCGGCGAAUUCGUUAAGAACAGCACCGCCAGCAUUACUGGAAAGUGCUUGUAG
Ascochyta rabiei is the source of this 813-nucleotide messenger RNA. RefSeq names its product Rhamnogalacturonan acetylesterase. The record is from RefSeq and is a predicted model, not a curated record. The transcript is spliced from 2 exons. NCBI's taxonomy places the organism in Eukaryota, Fungi, Ascomycota, Dothideomycetes, Pleosporales, Didymellaceae. Bases 1 to 813 code for a protein of 270 amino acids. Gene Ontology annotation, molecular function: hydrolase activity, acting on ester bonds.